AUGGCUCAGACUCAAUACCCCGAGUUCCUCUACCAUGUGAAGCGUACUGUCACCGACUUCCAUGAGGAUAAAUCCGGUGCUACGCGAACGACCGAUAUUCUCGCGACGUUCACCGAUCUUCCUGCGGCAAAGAAGGCAGCUUAUGGAGCGCUAGAGUCUGAAGGUUACCUAAGAGACGAUUUCGAGAGCUAUGAGUCGAAGGCUGAGACUGAGCAGUGGUCUCACGGUGAUGGAGUGCUUGUGUUCGCAAAAGCACCAGCUGGUCAGGAGUUCGAGGUGUAUCUUGACACGAAGCCGAACGACCUGAAAUUCGAGGGCAAUGAAGCUGGUCAAGUUGAAGGAAAUCUUCACUAUGUUAUGCAGACAACAAUAGAUUACAACAGUGAUCGUAUUGGUGGUAUUCAAAAUACCGAGGUUGAAGGCACAUAUCCAAACCGCAUAGCUGCGUUCGAAGCUGUCAAGACCGCUCUUCUCGACGAAGAAGUCACGAAGGAGUUCUUUUCAGAGUACGACGAGAGAGACGACUUUAUCGGCGAAUGGCCAUACGGAGACGAGUGUUGGGUUCACGCUGUUGGGCCAACUGGCCAAAACUUCUUGGUCUUUGUGAAAAAUCGACCACAUAGCCAUCGUCAUCACGAAUGCGAUCAUCACAGUGGCUCGAAGUGCGACUGUGCUUGUAAACACACGGAGAAGGAAUGUAAACACAAGCAGUGUAAGCAUGAAGAUUGCAAGUGCGACACUAUUUGUACCUUCCAAGCCACAUUUCUUUCGAACCAGCCUUCAAAGCUGUCCCACCGUGCUAUGUCCACCGUUUCCACCGACGAACUUGACAUCGAUCGCGUCGUUACAUAUUGGUUCGAGGACAGCAACAAGCCGCUGUUUGCGAAAUGGUUUGGCGGAGGACCAGACGUUGAUUCGGAGAUCAGAGAGCGCUUUAGUGCUCUGUGUGACACGGCGCACACGAAAGGACUACAAUCGUGGACGGACAAACCCAAGGGCACAUUGGCAUUGAUCCUCCUGCUGGACCAAUUCUCUCGCAACCUUCACAGAGGAUCCUCACUGUCGCAUGCUCAAGACGCAACCUGCCUCGAUAUCGCAGCUAAAGCAAUCGCGAAAGGGUUUGAUCUCGAAGUACCAGUUGUUCAACAGCCGUUCUUCUACCUGCCCCUCAUGCACGAUGAAAACCUGGUGAGUCAAGUUGCCGCCAUGGCUCUUUACAACGGCUUCAUCGCACGCUGCCAAACGCAAUCCGACCCUCAACUCCUGGAAUACGCAUAUGCCAGCAGAGAUUUUUCAAAGCGGCAUCUUGACACGAUUCUUCGCUUCGGACGCUAUCCUUCUCGAAAUGGUAUACUCGGAAGAGAAACAACACCAGAGGAAGCGGCGUUCUUGAAGGAGAACCCCACGGGAUUUUGA
Messenger RNA from Glarea lozoyensis ATCC 20868, 1416 nucleotides. RefSeq lists its product as uncharacterized. The transcript has 3 exons. Lineage: Eukaryota; Fungi; Ascomycota; Leotiomycetes; Helotiales; Helotiaceae. The record is from RefSeq and is a predicted model, not a curated record. Gene Ontology annotation, molecular function: protein binding. Bases 1 to 1416 code for a protein of 471 amino acids.